GCUCGAGCCCGAGUCUCUAGCUCCAGCAUGGAGACUUCUAGAUAAACAAAUCUAACUCUAAAGCUAAAGUAACGUUCACGAAGGUGUUCUCUCAUCUACUUUAUUUUAUUCCAGAGAGUUUAACAGAGAGAUCUUUCAGAGGUCAACCAGCGCGAGUGGUCAUUUAUAAAACCAUGCCGUCCACCUGCGACUCUCUCAUCGACGAUAUCGAGGACAUGGUGUCGUCCAGCCAGCCGGCUGCUCUCCAGCGCUCCUCCACCAGACAGUCCGUCGUUCCGCGAGUGAGAAAACGGAAAGAUCUCACAGCUAGUGAGGAGCUUCAGGCCGACAGCGUGAUCCCGGGCACACAGAAAGUGUGGAUGAGGACGUGGGGCUGCUCACAUAACAGCUCAGAUGGAGAGUACAUGGCCGGACAGCUGGCUGCAAGUGGCUACGAGAUGACCGAUGACCCGACCAAAGCAGAUGUUUGGCUGCUGAACAGCUGCACAGUGAAAAACCCAGCAGAAGAUCACUUCAGGAACAACAUCAAGAAGGCUCAGGAGCAGAAUAAGAAGGUGGUGGUAGCAGGAUGUGUUCCUCAGGCUCAGCCCAGGAUGGAUUACCUCAAGGGCCUGAGCAUCAUCGGGGUCCAGCAGAUUGAUCGUGUGGUGGAGGUGGUGGAUGAAGCGGUGAAAGGUCACUCUGUACGUCUGCUGGGUCCAAAGAAAGAUAAUGGCAAGCGGCUUGGUGGCGCUCGAUUGGAUUUGCCGAAGAUUAGGAAGAACCCGCUGAUUGAAAUCAUUUCCAUCAAUACAGGAUGUUUGAAUGCUUGCACAUACUGCAAGACCAAGCAUGCUCGAGGCGACCUGGCCAGUUACCCCAUCGAGGAACUGGUGGAACGAGCCAGGCAGUCCUUCCUGGAGGGAGUGUGUGAGAUCUGGCUGACGAGUGAGGACACUGGAGCUUACGGGAGGGACAUCGGCACGGAUCUGCCCACGCUGCUGUGGGAGCUGGUGAAGGAGAUCCCUGAGGGCUGCAUGCUCCGCCUGGGCAUGACCAACCCACCUUACAUCCUCGAGCACCUGGAGGAAAUGGCGAAGGUCCUGAGUCACCCGCGAGUGUACGCCUUCCUCCACGUCCCGGUCCAGUCAGCGUCGGACAGUGUGUUGAUGGACAUGAAGAGAGAGUACUGCUGUGACGACUUCACACACGUGGUCGACUUCCUGAAGGACAGGGUUCCUGGCAUCACCAUCGCCACCGACAUCAUCUGUGGCUUUCCAGGUGAGACAGAUGAGGACUUUCAGCAGACAAUGGAGCUCGUGAGAAAGUACCGCUUCCCGAGUCUCUUCAUCAACCAGUUCUACCCCCGUCCCGGAACUCCGGCCGCCAAGAUGGAGCAGGUUCCGGCUCAUGUGAAAAAACAAAGAACCAAGGAGCUGUCUGCAUUGUUCCACUCAUACAACCCUUAUGACCAUAAGGUGGGAGAGCGGCAGAGUGUGUUGGUCACCGAGGAGUCCUUCGACGCCCAGUACUACGUCGCACACAACAAAUUCUACGAGCAGGUUCUGGUUCCCAAAAAGCCGGCGUUUAAAGGAAAGAUGAUCGAGGUGGACAUCUUCGAGGCAGGGAAGCACUUCCUGCGAGGUUGCCCGGUGGAGGACUCCACGGUCAUCACACCGUCCAUCAGCCAGCCGCUGGAGAAAGGAGAGAUAUCCGGCCUCAGUCAGAGCCUGAAAGGCACGAGUCAGAACGGCGUCCCUGCCUCCCCGACGCCCUCGGCAGCUCCUGGCUGCUGGAGGAACCUGGAUGGUCAAGGCCUCACGCUGCUCUCAGUAGGACUGGCUCUGCUGGCUGCUCUAGUGCUUUUCAUCUUUGAGAAACUUCAGUGACAUUGAAGCGCAGCCCGGCGUAUUGUGUAGCGAGCGUGUGAACGACGCGAUCUGCCAAACGUCGUGUGUCUGCCGAGCGUCUGUGAGUCGAGGUCAAACCGAGGCCAUGUGCUUCAUGAGCUUUGGAGCGCGCUGAAAUAACGGAGGACACGCCGAAGGAUUUUAGUGUGUAUUGUAACGUUCUCCUUCGAGGCAGAAAAGAAUUCUUUGAAUGGAGAAAAAGAACCUUUUUCAACUCCAUUCAAUUAGCAGAAGCUUUUUUUUUUAUUAUUAUUAUUCGUGGAAGGCACACAUUUUAGAAAUCAAGCUCCAAGGACAUCCUGAAAACUCCAUUCAGGUCUGUUUUCUUUUCAUUUGAUUUUAUUUAGCUUUUAAACUCAAUGUGUAUGGGGUUUUUUUUUUUCUUUGACCUGCAGUGUCAGUUUUUUUUCCAUCUCCAUCAACCUUAUUAAACUAAACUCCACACUCUC
Messenger RNA from Hemibagrus wyckioides, 2338 nucleotides. RefSeq names its product CDK5 regulatory subunit associated protein 1-like 1 (gene cdkal1). Gene Ontology annotation, biological process: tRNA methylthiolation. The coding region runs from base 174 to 1868 and encodes 564 amino acids. Gene Ontology annotation, cellular component: endoplasmic reticulum. The transcript has 15 exons. Gene Ontology annotation, molecular function: tRNA (N(6)-L-threonylcarbamoyladenosine(37)-C(2))-methylthiotransferase activity; 4 iron, 4 sulfur cluster binding. The record is from RefSeq and is a predicted model, not a curated record. NCBI's taxonomy places the organism in Eukaryota, Metazoa, Chordata, Actinopteri, Siluriformes, Bagridae.